AUGCCAGGUAGUGACAGUAUGCCGAAGGCAACCAUUCGCGGAUGCCCCGCGAUGGAAAGAACCGGCUCUGUUCCAAGAUUCGCGCAAAACUCUGUGGCGAAUGACACAGGGCUUCUAGAGGCCUUGUCACACUUUAACCGCGAGAAGAUCCCCGAGCGUGUCGUACAUGCAAAAGGCACGGGUGCAUAUGGCGAAUUCGAGGUCACCGAUGACAUCUCCGAUAUAUGCAACAUUGACAUGUUGCUGGGAGUUGGGAAGAAAACCCCCUGUGUGGGACGCUUCUCAACCACUGGACUUGAGCGCGGCUCUUCUGAGUCAAUCCGGGAUGUUAAAGGAUUGGGCUUGAAGUUUGACACGCAAGAGGGAAUUUGGGACUGGGUCUGCAUCAAUUUUCCAUACUUUUUCAUCCGUGAUCCAGCGAAGUUUCCGGACUUGAUGCAUGCCCAACAACGAGACCCACAAACCAACUUGUUGAAUCCCAAUAGGUACUGGGACUGGGUAUCGGAGAAUCCCGAGUCUCUACACCUGGUUCUCACACUUUUCAGCAAACUGGGAACAAUGUUCAACUGGCGUACCAUGAGUGCCUACAUCGGCCAUGCGUACAAAUGGACAAUGCCAGACGGAUCUUUCAAAUAUGUCCAUGUCUACCUCUCUCCGUGUGGCGGACCUUCGAAUGAGAAUGCCAGCAUGGACGACGCCUUCAACGAGAACAUGAACGACCCAGAUGGGGCCUCCCGGGACUUGUACGAGGCCAUCGAGCGUGGAGAUUUUCCGACUUGGACCGCAUAUGCGCAGGUGGUGGAUCCAGAAGAUGCUCCAGAUCUUGAUUUCAAUAUUCUUGAUAUGACCAAGCAUUGGAACUAUGGUUUUUAUCCGAAAAAUGGCUCCGUGAUCCCAAAGCGAGCAUUCGGCAAAUUGACAUUAAACCGAAAUCCUCAAAAAUACUUUUCGGAGAUUGAGUGUCUUACCUUAUCGCCUUCAAAUCUUGUUCCUGGCGUCCUCCCCUCGGAGGAUCCGAUUCUCCAAGCCCGUAUGUUCGCGUACCCGGAUGCUCAACGCUACCGUCUCGGCGUCAAUCCUGAAAAUCCGCCGACUCGGCCCAAAAAACCCCUCAGUCUUGAACCACAAAGUGAAAAGUUUACAAAGUGGAUCAGUGAGGUCUCGUCCCCGGCGUGGUCAGAGCCCCGUGAAGAUGACUAUGGCUUCGCGAGGGAGCUGUAUGAAUGGUUCCCUCAAUUUCGAGAUCAGGAUUUCCAGAAUGAGUUGAUCGAUAACCUAGCCGAGUCUAUCUCCCAAACUUCGGAGGCUAUCAGGGAGAAGGUGUAUCGCACAUUCGCUCUGGUCCAAACCAGUCUUGCGGAUCGUGUCCGUGAAAAGGUUGACAAACGGCUCGAACCAGCAUGUGGACAUGCAAAUCCGAUGGGGCCCCGCGGGCCAGCGAGACUGUAA
Molecule: messenger RNA, 1449 nt
Organism: Penicillium griseofulvum
Lineage: Eukaryota; Fungi; Ascomycota; Eurotiomycetes; Eurotiales; Aspergillaceae
Gene: fgaCat
Product: catalase easC
Exons: 2
Coding region: 1-1449 (482 amino acids)
Biological process (GO): response to hydrogen peroxide; hydrogen peroxide catabolic process
Cellular component (GO): peroxisome; mitochondrion; cytoplasm
Molecular function (GO): heme binding; catalase activity
Source: RefSeq, a predicted model, not a curated record